Eptesicus fuscus (big brown bat) is the source of this 644-nucleotide messenger RNA. It is a transcript of the gene DPEP2NB, whose product is annotated as DPEP2 neighbor. The record is from RefSeq and is a predicted model, not a curated record. NCBI's taxonomy places the organism in Eukaryota, Metazoa, Chordata, Mammalia, Chiroptera, Vespertilionidae. The transcript is spliced from 5 exons.
ACUGGGCGAGCGCUUCUUCUGCCCGGCGUCCUGCUGCGGGUGCCAGGCAGUCCGGGCCGCCAGCAGCCACUCGUGCCCCAUAGCAGAACACCUCAGGUCAACCCAUCCCCUCUUUUGUCACUCUGCCAUCUCCUAUCGCGUGACCCACUGGACAAAAUGGGGAUAAAUUGAGCAUAUGAAAUUAGGGGAAGUCAGCUGCCUUGUUGUGAGGACACUGAAGCCGCCCUAUGGAGAGGUCCAAGAGGAACAGAGGUCUCCUGCCAACAGUUAGCACCAACUUGCCAGCGCGUGAAGAAACUGAGGUCAGAGAGGUGAAAUGAGCUGAGCAAGUCGCAGGUGCGGCAAUGGCUCCCACCUUUCCUCCUACACCUGGUCACUACCAUGUCCUCUACCAAAGGUGGGGCGAAACUCGAGUGGGCUGGCAUGGGGAGACAUACUGCCUGGCUGGUGGCUACCGGUCCUAUGGGGAUGCUCCUUUGGCCACCCCAGCAAAGGCGGAGGCAGAGAAGCCAGUCCCCAGACGAGCCCUCAAGCGCUGUCGCCCUGUGGAAGAGUUGGAUGAAGACCUCGGUUGCUCCAGCCCCAAAAUUCGACGACUGGAGCAGGGUGGCUAGAGGCUGACCCCACAGAAGCUUGCUGGCUGA